Mesocricetus auratus (golden hamster) is the source of this 441-nucleotide messenger RNA. RefSeq names its product binder of sperm protein homolog 2-like. Gene Ontology annotation, molecular function: heparin binding. The coding region runs from base 1 to 441 and encodes 146 amino acids. The transcript has 5 exons. The record is from RefSeq and is a predicted model, not a curated record. Gene Ontology annotation, cellular component: cell surface. NCBI's taxonomy places the organism in Eukaryota, Metazoa, Chordata, Mammalia, Rodentia, Cricetidae.
AUGGAGCUAACUCCCAGCCACAAAUAUCAAUCUAUGAAGAAGAGGCAACUGGAGGUGAUGAGACAUCUUGUGGGCUGGGUGUCGCUAGCUGUCUGCAUGUAUGGACUCAAUGCAGAAUUGAUCUCUCAUUUACAUCCUCCAGGACAAGAAAUUUCUAUUGCUAACUGUGUCUUUCCAUUCAUCUAUGGUGGUGAAUUCCACUACAAUUGUAUCUCCGUCCACAGUGACUUUGACUGGUGUUCCCUUGAUUUUCAAUUCCAAGGAAGGUGGCGUUACUGCACAGCACUGGAUCCUCCAAUGUGUAUCUUCCCUUUCCAAUUCAGAAAAAAGACCAUGAAUGAAUGCACCAAGGAAGGCUACAUUUUGAAUCGAAGUUGGUGUUCGUUGACUGAAAACUACAACAAAGAUAGAAAAUGGAAGCAAUGUUCUCCUCACAAGUAA